This is a messenger RNA of Stegostoma tigrinum, 3098 nucleotides long. Its product is annotated as zinc finger protein 239-like. The record is from RefSeq and is a predicted model, not a curated record. Gene Ontology annotation, molecular function: DNA-binding transcription factor activity, RNA polymerase II-specific; RNA polymerase II cis-regulatory region sequence-specific DNA binding. Gene Ontology annotation, biological process: regulation of transcription by RNA polymerase II. Lineage: Eukaryota; Metazoa; Chordata; Chondrichthyes; Orectolobiformes; Stegostomatidae. The transcript is spliced from 2 exons. The coding region runs from base 641 to 1330 and encodes 229 amino acids.
GUAAUCAGGGGUGGAAAUGUCCCUUAUGCUGAGAGAGCUGUUUACUCAGUGCUUUGUACUGAACUGUUAGACUGGAGCUGUGUGUUGGAUAUUGAGAGUUUUUAUUGGAAGCAUUUCCCUUCUGAUUUCCAGCCUGAGUUUUAUUGAUGGCUCAUUCCUGCAUAUGAGAAGAAGGAUUGUACCAUACUACACGAGAGAAUACAGAGCAUAGACAAUACAGAUAGAUCCUGACCAUUGCCCAAGGAACAACUGCACAACUUUGCAAGAUAAUCAGGCCUUUCGCUGCAUUGUUCAACACAGAGAAGGUUGGGCAGUGAAAACAUCAUCUGGAAGUUGGUCGGUUCAGGUGAGCUUUGAGAUAUCAUCAGAUCUGAAACUGGUCGGUAGUAUGAAGCCUUCCAUCAGAACCAAACUUUCUGAAGGUUCGGCUGUGGAUGAUCAAUCAGGGUGAGGCUGGGAAGAAGUGUGAGUGACUCAAGGUGGGGUGAGAGCUUCAGUUAUUCAUCGAGCCUCAUAAACGACUGACUCAUUCCUACAUGUGAGAGACUGUUCAAGUGUGAGGAGGACUCCACAGACUUAUCGGAUCAACUUACAUUUCAACUACAUCCUGAUGUAGAAUUGUUUACUCAAGGACACCUUCAUGAAAGAGAAACGGUUCAAGUGUGAUGUUUGUGACAAAGCUUUUGUAAAGUCUACACACCUCCUGAUACACCAGGGGAUUCACACGGGGGAGAAACCCUUCAGGUGUACAGUGUGUCAGGCAGCAUUCACCCAAUUCUCCAAUCUCCAGACACACCAGCGAUUUCACACAGGAGAGAAGCCAUACAUGUGCGAUGUGUGUGACAAAUCUUUCUCACAGUCAUCAGACCUCUGCAGGCACCAACGGAGUCACACAGGGGCAAAACCAUUCAGGUGCAAAUUUUGCGAGAUAUCAUUCUCAUUGUUAUUUGCUCUCCGCCGACACCAACGCAUUCACACAGGGGAGAAACCAUUCUUGUGUAAGGUUUGUAACAAAUCCUUUGUACAAUCGUCAAGCCUCCGCGAGCACCAACGUAUUCACACAGGUGAGAAACCAUUCAGUUGUGAGACUUGUGACAAAUCAUUUUCACGGUCAGCGAACCUCCGGACACACCAACGCAUUCACACAGGGGAGAAACUGUUCAAAUGUGAGGCAUGUAACAAAUCAUUCCCUGACUCCUCCAGACUUUUGCUCCACCAGAGGAUUCACACAGGGGAGAAACCAUUCAGGUGCGAAGUGUGUGAAAAAACAUUCUCAACAUCAUCAAACCUCCACAGACACAAACACAUACACACACGACCCACAAGCUAGGGAAGCAGAUGAACGCCACUAACAUGCGGUGGAGAGCUGCACCCUCUUUGAAGGAUGUUGAUGCUGGUACGGAGCAUGAAAUUUUCCAGAUUCAAAAAGAAACAGCAGCACUGGAAGUCAUCAAUUGAGCAGAGACACUGAAUCUCACAGGCAAGUGUUCUGAUCGGAUUAAGCAAACCCAAACAACGUGGUAUAUCUGUUCAAAAAUUGUUCAAAUUCAACAGGUAUUUGAGGUGUUGGGAUGGUCUGACAUCAUCAAGGCCAGCCCUGUUACUGUGAGACUAUUGCACAAACAGAAAUGAAGUGAUCACUGAAAAUUGCACCUUGACAAAGGGAGCAGUGUCAUUAUCCCUGAAGACAUGAGAAGAGAGAGGCUGAAAAACAUCUCACACGUACACCAGGGAAUUGAAUCUAGUCUGAGGAAGGUGAGAGAAGUGCUAUACUGGUCAAACUUGAGCAAUGAGGUGCAAUCAGCCAGUACAGGGCUUGUAAUGAACAUCAAACUAAACAAGAUAAGAGCUGCUUGUGACUCAUGACAUCCCAGACAGCCCGUGCGUAGAGCUGUUCACUCUCACUAGAAUUGAUUAUCUUGUCACAGCUGACUACUACUCAGGAAGCAGGGAAUUACAGCAGCUGAGGUCAGUCACUCCCAGUGAGAUUGUAGAAUAUCUGAAAGCACACUUCAGUCUUCAUGACAUUCCUGACACUGUGAUCAGUGAUAAUGACAUCAAUUUAUGAGUGAAGAAUUCAGGCACUUCAUGAAUGGAUUGAGCAAUUCAGCACCACACAUCCUUUCCACUCUGUCGUCGGUCAAAUGGGAAGAUCGAGGCAGCGGUGAAACAUGCCAAAAAAGAAAAAGGUCAACUAUAUCUGGCUGACAUGUAUACAACACAGUCUUAGCGUAGAGAAACACCUACUGAAGAAAUGGAAAGCAGUCCGGCAAGUAAUAUUAUGCUGCACCCAAAUUACUUUGAAAACAGAUAAAACAAAACAAUUGAGAUUAUAAGUGGUAACAGCAGUGAGUGACCAGAUCAAAGACAGAAAGCCAAAGUUCAGUUUGAUAACAAUUCCAGAUUGUUGUCUGAACCUAGAUUUGAAGAGCUGGUCAGAAUGAAAACACUUAACACACUCAACAAAAGUGAUCAUGCUGGUAGAGAUAGUAGGAACUGCAGAUGCUGGAGAAUCUGAGAUAACAAGGUAUAAAGCUGGAUGGACACAGCAGGCCAAGCAGCAUCAGAGGAGCAGGAAGGCUGAUGUUUCAGGCCUCGACCCUUCUUCAGAAAUGACCAUGCUGUCAACUAGGUAACCUUAUGCAGAGGUUGCCACCUCGAUUGUUGACAGUGAAAGUGAAUGAUAGGACCAUCUUUGAACCUGUAGAUUUCUACCUGUAGCUGGAGAAGUUGCUAACUCAUAGCAUAUAGCUCAUAAGACAGACCUUUUAACAACCAACUGCAUGAGGAACUGAGUGAAUGUCAGGCCCAGUGUUUAGCCAAAAUCUCAGAUCAGCAGCAACACUUACCACGGGAAUUGCACUCUCCAUUAGCAACAACAUUUUCCAGAGGGUCAAUACCACCUGAGCCAGCAACAACAAAUGAGCAGCCAACAUCACCUCAGAGGUGCAAUAUUAAAAGACCUGCCAGCUUAAAGGACAACGUGUGCAAUCCUGUUGGAGAAACAGAAGAAGUUGGGACAGAUGUGAAACAACGGACUUUGUUUGUGUGUAAUAAUUUUCUUGACGGAAUCUGGAUGUGGAGUAACUGGUGAUGGU